Molecule: messenger RNA, 1002 nt
Organism: Geodia barretti
Lineage: Eukaryota; Metazoa; Porifera; Demospongiae; Tetractinellida; Geodiidae
Source: the annotation of a GenBank genome assembly
GGUGGGCAUUGAUUAGAGAAAGUCCAGAAAAACGAGGCGUGUGCCAUGUCGCUGGCUUGGUGAUGGAAUGGGUCAACUGGCGGAAGUGGAGAAGACACUGAGCGAGAGAUGGCUGGACGGCCUGGAGCCUUCCACCAUAAACACGGCGCCAACAUUCGUCUAAAGGAAAACGAUACGGUCGCGCAUAGGGUCGAUAGCUACAACAAAGCGGUUGUCUUUACGGAGCAACCGAUCCCUCUAGGAGCAAUGUUUCAAGUUAGGAUACUGGACAAGGGCGGCGGAUGGGCAGGAUCCAUUAGGUUUGGAUUCACGGUGUGUUGCCCAGACUCCAUCCCGGUGCCGAGCGGAGCCCUGGAUCUGUACCGCAGCAGUGACUACUGGAUCCUCUCUGCCAGCACCGUCCACCACAACGGGCAAGAGAGGAAAGUGGACUUCAAUCUCGAACAGCUUAGGGUCGGACAGACGAUCGGCUGCGUGGUGAACAAGGAGGGACAGAUGAAGUAUUUUGUGGACGGGAAAGAGCCGGGAUACCUGGGGUGGACUGGGUUACCCACCGACAAGCCGCUGUGGGGGUUUGCAGAUAUAUAUGGACUAGCCAGAAAGAUAAAGUCAGAGUUUCUAUGUGGUGAGUGAGUUAGGGAACAAUGACUAUUAGUCUGUGGCCAUUGACAAGUUAAGUUCACCUUGAAAGAAAGGAUGUGGAUAGGAUCGUUUGUAAGAACAAGUCCCAUGUCUUAGAGACUCAGUCCCAAUACUCUUGAGUGUGUAGUCUAGUGCUACGCCAGGUCCUCGAGUGGUCCUUUCUCUUGUUACAGAUGAAGUGAUGAGCUGUAGCGAGGAUUCGGAUUUAGAUGUCACGGGGUGACCUUUGCACCCCUGACCACGCCCACUUUUCUGUCAGCUCGCUCGCUCAAUCUUCUCUUUCUUUCUCUCUUCCUGCUCCCCCUCUCUCUCUGUCUUGGACUAACUAUAAUCCAUCCAGCCACUCUCUUCCCAGCCACC